CAGCUAGACAAUUUUAUCACAUACAAAUAAAUCACUACAUUUCAUGGCUAUCAAAGUAAAUAAAUAUUUUGUACGCCGCAUUUAUAUUUUACAACAAAAUUAGAUAACUCACAAAUGUUAUAAUACAAUCUUGUUGCGGAAAUAGAUUUGAUUUGGUAAAAAAUAAAGCACAAUUUAGAGUUUAUACAGUGUAGAAUAUAUCGAUCAAGUAUUAUAGUUCGUACAGUAGAAAUUGUCAUUUACGAGUUAAUUUAAAACACAUAUUCAUUUUUAAAUUGUGAUUUAAUAGUUAGAACAUCGAAAAUGCAUCCUUACAGACUUAACCUGCGGAGAAGGCACACAGCCAAGCCGUCCGCGUCGUCCGACGAGGAGCGGCCGGCGUGCGUCGCUCAAGGACCUUGCAAUUCGUGGGGCACGCCAGACUCUACACGAAAACAUACAACGUCGUCGAUAAAUCCUCAAAGAGUCCGAUUGCAAAUUCCAAAUUUAAAAAGUGUGCUGAAGGAUACAUCUACUAUAGAAGAAUCUGUUACGGAACUAGAAGAUUUCGACGAAAUACAAAUCAAGAACUAUGAAGAUAGAGAAUAUGAUACCGUCGAGAAAAUAGAAGAAUUUGUAGAAUCCCCCCAGAGUCCGGUCCCAUCUUCGCCAUCGCGCGACAGCAAGUGUGAGCGUUUGAAAUUGCCAUCAUGGUGCGAUCCCGCGGUGACCAUAGACCCUCAGGGAAAAGGCUACAUAACAUGGUUGCUCCUAGCAACCUGUUGCUACAGCUACAACGCGUGGUGCGUCGCCCUCCGAGCUACAUUCCCCUACCAGACACCUGAAAACACACCUAUGUGGAUGACGGCAGACUUCUUUUGUGACAUCAUAUACCUGUUAGACGUCGUGUUUGUGAAACCGAGACUCAUGUUCCUACAUGAAGGAUUCUGGGUAGACGAUCCUGUUGAAACCAGAAAGAAUUAUAAAAGGAAACUGCAAUACAAGUUCGAUAUCAUAUCGCUUUUGCCGUUGGAGAUAUUGUAUUUUUAUUUUGGCACCCAAAAAGUAAUUCUACGAUUACCGAGGCUGCUGAAACUGCAGACGUUUUGGGAGUUCCAUCAAGCUAUCGACCGCGUCUUGUCAUCUCCUUACGUGGUCCGUAUAGGCAAGAUGUUGUUCUACAUCUUCUACCUGAUCCAUUUGAAUGCAUGCGCCUACUAUGCUUUGAGUGAUCACAUUGGGCUCGGUAGCAACGGGUGGGUUUACGACAAUCAAGGCAACGCUUACAUUCGAUGUUUCUACUUUGCUACUAAAACGGCUACGUCUAUUGGCAAGAAUCCGAAACCAGAGAAUACGAAGGAAUAUCUGUAUAUGACGGCGGCAUGGCUGAUGGGCGUAUUCGUUUUUGCAUUGCUGAUCAGUCAGAUUCGUGAUAUUAUCGCCACGGCUAGUCGAGCACAAACGGAGUACCGUAAGUCAGUGGACGGUUGCACUCGCUACCUACGCAAGCUGAACAUGCCAGCGUCGUUGCUGAGCCGCGUCACUUGCUGGUUCAGUUACACGUGGUCGCAGCAGCGGUGCUUCGAUGAAUCAAAAAUUCUCAACUUUCUACCGUCGAACAUGAAACAAGACGUGGCACUGGAGGUACACAUAAAAACAUUGAGCAAAGUGCAAUUGUUCCGCGACUGCUCGUCGUCUCUGCUGCGCGACUUGGUGCUGCAGCUGCGGCCCGUGUCGUUCCUGCCCGGCGACGUGGUGGUGCGGCGAGGUGACGUCGGCCAUCAGAUGUACAUCAUCAAAUGUGGAGAGUGCUACGUAAUGUCACCUGAUGAUAAAGAAGUAUUGGCAACUCUUGGUGAAGGGUCAGUGUUCGGAGAGAUCAGCUUACUGGGCAUCGAAGGGCUACGACGUAGAACUGCUACAGUGAGGUCUCGCGGAUACUCGAGUCUGUUCGCAUUAUCCCGGAACGAUCUCAACGCGGCUCUCAAACAGCACAAAGAGGCUGCGAACAUUCUACGUCUGAGAGCGGACCAGAUCAUUCGAGAAAACGCCGCAAGACAAGUCAGGCAGAAAUUGGAGAGGGAAAUGAGUAGGAAACGGAGUGAGGACUACAAUUAUAGGAGGAGAAAGAGUACAGUGAGUGGAGAUAAUAAGAGUAUUGGAGAAGGGAAGAAACUGCGGCCGCCGAGUGCUCAGUCGAAAAUUAAACUGUCUGCUUUUUCAGAGAUUAAUCCUGUCAGAGCCGCGCACCGGUCUUCGCUCCCGAAGAUCGUAUUCUCGAACUCGAGCGAGCGACUCACAGGAGAUAUUAAUUAUAUAGAUAAGGAUCCGUGUAAUAACUAAAUAAAUAUCUAAUAAUAAUAAUUAUUUUUUACCUACUACAAUUUUAUAAGAAACCGGGUCAGAGGUCAAUAGACAAAUCGACAAAUUAUUUUUAACGAUGACAUUCAUUCAUUACUGCAAGAUAAUAUUUUUGUAGGUACUCCUAUAGUAAGUACCUACCUACCCAAGGUAAUUUUUUUUUUCGUCUUUUUGUUUAUUAGGUAGGUCUGAGAUCGUAAAGAAAGUAUACCUACAACAAUAAUGAAUGUUUUCAUUUAAAAGCAGACUUGGAAUAAUUAUUUUAUAAUAAAUGUUUAGACUGUGUAAGAUAUGUCAAUAUCGGCCAAAAUAAAUUGAUAAGUACAUUAUCUAA
Bicyclus anynana (squinting bush brown) is the source of this 2674-nucleotide messenger RNA. It is a transcript of the gene CngB, whose product is annotated as cyclic nucleotide-gated cation channel beta-1. The record is from RefSeq and is a predicted model, not a curated record. Gene Ontology annotation, biological process: monoatomic cation transmembrane transport. Gene Ontology annotation, molecular function: cGMP binding; intracellularly cGMP-activated cation channel activity; intracellularly cAMP-activated cation channel activity. The coding region runs from base 304 to 2322 and encodes 672 amino acids. The transcript has 14 exons. Gene Ontology annotation, cellular component: intracellular cyclic nucleotide activated cation channel complex; plasma membrane. NCBI's taxonomy places the organism in Eukaryota, Metazoa, Arthropoda, Insecta, Lepidoptera, Nymphalidae.